Xyrichtys novacula (pearly razorfish) is the source of this 11493-nucleotide messenger RNA. NCBI's taxonomy places the organism in Eukaryota, Metazoa, Chordata, Actinopteri, Labriformes, Labridae. The record is from the annotation of a GenBank genome assembly.
AUGGGAGAAUACUUGCAACACAGUAAAUCCACGGCGUAUGGAAAUCAGUACCUCAAGGAAAAGCUGAUAAGUCGAUAUGGAAACUCCAUAUUCGUGACAGAAGGUCGGAGUGGUGUCAAAAACAUUGUGACCUUCAGGGAAAAAACCUGCAACAUUCUUCGUGAAUACUACAAUUCACCUCGGGAAGGCAACGAGGAAGCACAGAAACACGCAAUUAUCCUUACCGCAGCAAAACUCAUCAAAAGUGACAUUAAGACGACAGUUGUGCCAAUUGGGGAGACGUAUCCAACUCUGGCCGAACUGAACCUUAACACAGCGUUAGAUUUUAUCCCUCCAAGUCUGCGAUUCUUGCUGCAGCAUCUGUUUGUUGGGAAGGAUACAACUAGAAAGAUUGCUGGCAUCGGGCAAGCUGUUGUUCAGGCUGUAAGUCCAAGAGCUGUAAUUGCGCCUUUACAGCUUGGUCUCGCUGUGCAAAUGCACCACUUGUACAGGUCACGAUUCUUGAUGGACAGUCUUUCAACCAUGGGGUUUGCUUCAUCAUACCCAGAGGUACAAAGGUUUGAAGAGAACGCGGCAUGUUCACUUGCUGAGGAUGUGUUGGGUGACGUGGAGAUUCUUAAUCAGUCUUUGUUAGUUGCCGCAGACAACGUGGAUCAUAACAUCAUAACCUUGGAUGGAAAGGGUAGCUUUCAUGGGAUGGGUAUGAUAGCAGCUAUCACGCCAGGGAAGCAAGUCAGUUAUGGCAUACCAAGACAGAAAAUGGCUGAGUUGAAAGUUGUUGAAAGGACGAAAAUUGACAUCAUAGAAUACCGCUACGCACAACAUGUCAACAGAAACAUUGAAUUUCAGGCCCUCUCAUACUCAUCUGAUGUAUGUGAUCGCAAAGUGGACAUUUGCUGGGAAAUGUCCUUUCGGUUCCACCAUAGUACUCCCAGUUGGAAUGGCAUGAUGCACCUGCUGCAUAAGGAGUGCGAGUAUCCAGGAAAAUCCUCUGUACAGUUUCUACCAAUGAUCGAUAUGAACCCUGGAGACAAAACCUGUAUCUUGUCCACACUAGAUUACCUAUGCAGUCUUUCGUCAAAACACAACAUGCCAACUAUCAUUACCUUCGAUCAGCCGCUAUUUUGGAAGGCGUCUGAAAUCGUGAACGCUGUUCCAGAUGAUAGUCCAAUCAGGAAUGUGAUACUAUUACUUGGUAGCUUUCAUACCUUCAUGAAUUUACUGGGUGCUAUUGGCACUUUGAUGGAUGGCAGUGGACUCAAGGAGAUCAUGGAGACAGUGUAUGGUGAAAAUGCUGUUGUGCACAUGAUGAGUGGAAAGGCAGUCCAACGAGCGUUUCGUGGUCACCUGCUGGUAUAUCAGUGUCUUACACGUCAGAUUGUUGCGAAAAUCCUGGAGGAUAACCCUGGUUUUCAGGACCAAGUGGAUGGACUUGAGAGACUGUACAUGCUGAUGGAGACUGGUGAAUGUGACUUGGAGUCGUUGUUGGAAUCAGAUUGCGUUUGCACGAUUCACAACACUCUAGCUUUGAAAAAGGAUGACUUGGCAAGGACGUCCAAGACCAGCAAACUGUGGGUAAACUAUCAGCACAUGCUAGGGAUCGCUAGGGCACUAGUUGCAGCUGAUCGAAUGGGGUCUUGGGAGAUGCAUCUCGGGGCCGUCUCAGCUUGCCUGCUGAUAUUCGCAGCCGCUGGCCAUCCGAAUUAUCUGAAGUCGGCUCGUCUGUAUCUCCAGAAGAUGCAUGCGUUGAAGGAGGACAACCCUGAAGUUCAUCAGAAGUUCCAGUCUGGGUUUCACGUAAUCAGACGCAGAAGCCAAUACUGGGCUGGUCUUGGCUCCGAUCUCGUGAUCGAGCAAACGCUAAUGCGCUCACUUAAAACCCAAGGGGGUCUGACGCGAGGAAGUGGGAUGUCGGAGCACCAGAGAACUGUUUGGGCCAUGUCUUCCACUGUGUCGUCCGCUUACAACCUUGCCAUGCAAGAACUUACCACGAGAAAUUACACAACGGCUGAACAACAUAAGGAAUUGUCCACCUCUCAGGUGAGCAGAGAUGAGGCAGACCUCGGUAAAAUUGCAGAAAAACUAGACAAAUUCACACCUUUUUCAGCUGAUGAAUCGUUACGCAAUAUUAUCACAGGGAUUAAUGCCAACGAGGACGUCAAUGUUCAGGACAUUUUCGAAAUAGGAAAAGACGUUGUACAGAAGAUGGACGGGCAAUCGGUUUUCUCCUACUCUCACAAACGGAGUUUGAAGGUGAAGACAUUAGCAUCCAGCAAGAACGUGAAAGUGUCUGAAGAUCGUAGCAUUGACCCAACUCUCUUAUUUCAGAGGUUCCUGGUUGUCUCACAGACGGGUGAUCUUCGGCUAGACGAAGUCAUGUCGUAUGAACUCUGUCUUUAUCCGAUGUCCUUGUUCGAAGGAAAGCACAUCUUGCGUCAAGCGGAAAAACCGCUGCUUGCGGAAGCAAUCAGGAACUAUGUUAAAACCAAAUCAGCCAUUGCUGUGACACAAACGGUUCCAGUUACAGAGCAAUAUGUACUAGAUGGAGGAUCUCUUCUUCACCGCUUGAAAUGGACGGAAGGAAGUACCUACAGUUCGAUUGCAGAGCACUACACCUCAUUCACAGUCAAACACUAUGGCAGGGCGACUGUCGUGUUUGAUGGUUAUGGGGAUGGACCAAGUAUAAAGAACUAUACUCAUCAGCGGAGAAGUCAAAAGCUGAAAGCAAACAAGGUGAACAUUACAGAGGUGACCAAAUUUAUCGGGAAAAAGGAGAACCUCUUGUCAAAUGGGGCAAACAAGCUGAUCAUGGAACGAAUGCGUCAGAAUGGCUGCAACGUUAUUCAAGCGGAAGGUUACGCCGACGUUGAAAUCGCAAAGGCAGCCAUCAGCAUGUCUGCUUUCAGACCGACCACCCUUAUUGGAGAAGACACAGACCUUCUUGUUCUCUUACUCUACCAUGCAGAUGCUUCCAAGUGCGUUGAACUCUAUUUCUGCUCUGACAAGGCGAAAUCACACGUCUAUAAUAUCAAGGUCCUCAAACAGGUGCUUGGUGAAGCAGUCUGCAAUGACCUGUUGUUUCUGCAUGCCUUUACUGGAUGCGACUCGGUCUCCAGGGUAUUUGGUAUUGGAAAGAAAGUGGGGUUCCAACGAAUCAUCAAGAAAGAAAAGGCAAUGAAAGACUGUUCAAAAGCAUUCUCUACACCAAAGCAAAGUCGAGAUGUGAUGGAAACCAAAGGUUGUACGGCGAUGGUAGCAUUGUUCAAUGCAGAUCAGAAGGACUCCCUGGCAUCUCUCAGAUACAACAUGCUCUGCAAAAAAGUUGCGAGAGCGAAAAUGUUUGUCACGCCCGAACGUGUCCCACCAACUGCCUCCGCCUGUAAAUUUCAUUCCCUGCGGACUUACUACCAGGUUAUGGAGUGGAUGGGUUGUUGUGAAGAGAUGGAGCCAUGUGAUUGGGGAUGGAAGGUAGAAGUGGACAAACCCUUUCCAGUGAUGACUGACAAAAGCCCAGCUCCAGAAGCUCUGAUUAAGAUGAUGCACUGCAACUGUUCAGAAGGAUGCAAUACCCUAAGGUGUACCUGCAGAAAGCAUGGGCUACAGUGUACCAGUGCGUGCGGACAUUGCCAAGAUGGCAACUGUGACAAUAUAGCAAAUGAUCCAGUGGUAGAUGAUGAUGAUGAUGAUGAUGAUGAUGAUGACACGUAAAAAAAUUUGGCAGAAGUAUUCCCUUUUUUGAACCCGGGUGGGUGCAUAUGAUGUAGGGUUACCCCUAGAUAUGGCCAAUGGGUGAUCCAACAUCACUGACAACCCUUUAAUAUGAAAGAUUGCCCCUGAAAACCUAGGUAAAAAAUCAAGUUUCAUUGAUUUAUCUUAAAAAUUGGCCGAGUUAUUGCUUUCUGUAGUUUUCACAUUGUAUGAAAAAUGACUUAAAAAAUGACAAAAGUCAUCCUCGAAAUUAGACACUUUCCCAUGCUCCAAUCUUGUCCAACUUUUAGUAUGUUGUAGACUAGACCCAAUGCAACAUAAAACCACCAAAAAACAAACUUUUGCAAUUUUUUUGGGGUCAAUCGGUGUAUUGACUCGUCUAAGAAUUGAGCCUCCGGGCUGAAUGUAGAUAAGCUAGAUUUUUGUGAUCAGUCCAGACAAUAAAUGGUUGCUCAGCUCCCUCUAGCCAGUGUCUCCAUUCCUGUAAUGCCAGAACCACAGCUAAUAACUCACGGUUGCCAACGUCAUAAUUACGUUCAGCAGGUGAGAGUCGAUGGGAGAAAAAGGCACAGGGAUGUAACUUUUGAUCUGAGGGACAUCUCUGGCAAAGGACUACACCAACUCCAUAUUCUGAUGCAUCCACCUCAACAAUGAACUGAAGAUGGGGGUCAGGAUGGGUCAGGACAGGGGCUGAGGAGAACAGCUGUUUUAACUUGGUGAAAGCCGUUUCAGCUCAGGUCCAGGCAAAGAGAGAUGAGGUGGAAGUGAGUUGGGUGAGUGGAGUGGCAACCUGACUGUAGUUCCUAAUGAAGCGUCUGUAAAAGUUGGCAAAAUGUAGAAAGCGUUGCAGUUGCUUACGGUUUGAAGGUGUGGGCCAGUCUCUCACUGCUUGGGUUUUGGCUGGGUCUGCCUUUAACUGCCCCUGCUCAAUGAUGAAGCCCAGGAAGCUCACUGAAGGGACGUGGAAUUCGCAUUUCUCUGCUUUAACAAAUAGUUUGUUCUCGAGGAGUCUGCAGAGAACUAGAACUAGAACUAGAACUAGAACUCUUUUUAGUUUGGCUUUUAGCUGAUUUAACUGUUUUAGUUUAUUUUUAUCACAUUUUUAUGUCACUUAGAUAUUCUAACAUUAUUCUAAUUUGGUCUUAGUUUAUUUUAUCCUUUACUUUAAUCACAUUUCUACGUCAUUUAGAUAUUUUAAUACUAUUUUAAUUCCUUCUAUGCCCUAGUCUUUUUAGCUCCAGAGUUUCCUCGUGGGGGCCCUCCACACUGGGAGGUAUGUCUGGUCCGCCCCCGGGGGGCGCGGUCCUUGGGAUCGUCCAGGCCCGGACGGUUAGGGGGCUCUGCACUAUGUGCAGGGUGCACCCGGGCUGUCUGGGUCAGGGGGUCUCAGGGGCGGUGCUCCCUGUGGGGGUGGGCUGUGGCUCCUCUCGGUGUGGACGGCUCCCAUAGGUGGUCUUUCCUUACCAGAAUCAUCAGUGCCUAGCCAUGUUUUUACUGACAGUUACUGUGUGGGUGUGUGGAUAUGUGUGUGCGUGUAUGUGUGUGUGGGGUGGGCUGCUGUGCAUGCCUGUAUAUGCUGCUGUGGGUGGGAAGGGACGGGUUUUAUGCCUAUUUAAGUGCCCUAUAUUUACUGUUGUUUGUUUUGUUUUUUCUUUUUUAACGUUGUUUGUUUUUACCUCUUUGUAAAGCACUUUGUGUUGCUGCUUAAAAGCAUGAAAGGUGCUAUAUAAAUAAAGUUUGAUUGAUUGAUUGAUUGAAUUAGCCUGACAUGUUGCACAUGCUCCUGCAUGUCCCUGGAAAAAAUGAGGAUAUCAUCCAGGCAAACAAAGAUGAACUUGUUGAGCAUGUCCCAGAGCACGUCAUUUACUAGAGCCUGGAAGAAAAGGGCAUAACUAGGUAUUCAAAGUGGGCCAGCAGGGUGUUGAAUGCUGUCUUCCACUCAUCUCCUUCUUUGAUUCUAAUUAGGUGGUAUGUAUUGCGCAGGUCCAGUUUGGAAAUGACUGUAGCAUUUUGCAGGGGUUCAAAGGCUGAAUCAAUAAGGGGAAGUGGGUACUUAUUUUUGACAGUGAUGGCAUUUAAACCUCUGAAGUCUAUGCAGGGGCGUAGGGACUUGUCUCUCUUCUCCACAAAAAAAAAAACAGCACCAAGAAGAGAAGAAGAGGGGCGGAUUAGACCAGCAGCUAAAGAUUCAUGAAUGUACUUCUCCAUGGAUUCCUGUUCAGGUUUAGAAGGGUUGUACAGAUGGCUGGAUGGUAAGGGGGCCCCAGGGAGCAGAUCAAUGGAGCAGUCAUAAGGAAGGUGAGGGGGAAGGGAAAGGGCUUGUGAUCUGCUGAAUACCUCACCCAAAUCAUGAUACUCUGGAGGCACUGAGGUUUAAUCUGGAGGUUCAGGGAGUGAAGUCAUUGGAGAAGGGCUAGGGGCUAGGCCUGACUUGAGACAGUUUGAGUGGCAGAAAGUACUCCAAUUAACAAUUGCACCUUGAGACCAAUCAAUGUGGGGGUUGUGUAACCUAAGCCAGGGUAAACCAAGAACAAUGGGGACCUGAGGUGAAGGGAGAACAAAAAACUGAUUGUUUCCUGGUGAUUUCCUGAAACUAAGAAUGUAAUAGGGGUGGUGCAAUGGGUCACUUUAGCCAAUAACUUUCCGUCAAGAGUACAAACUGUCUUGGGGGAAUCUAAGGGUUCAGUGGGAAUGCCAGCCUGGCUCACAAUAGCAGAAUCAAUAAAAUUAUCAUCAGCCCCAGAAUCAACUAAUGAAAUCAGAGGGAUUGACUCACUGUUCCAGAGGAGAGAGGCCUGAAGAUAUAUUCGGUUGGGAGGGGCCACUAUGGAGGAGGUGGUGUGGCUCAUCAGGGACCCCUUGGUUGCUGAUGAGCCUCGGCUUUUGGUUGCUGGGGGCAGGUAGCCAGAAAAUGUCCAGAAUUGCCACAGUAGAUGCAGAGGCCUGAGUUCAUACGACGCUGCCGUUCUGUUGGAGUGAGGUGUGGUCGAGCCACUUGCAUGGGUUCCUCUGCUGAUGGGGAAUCAUGUGACUCAGGGGAAGCUUCGGUAGCACACAGAGACCCUGGGAAGCGUGGGGGCAAGGACUGAAAAGGGGAAGGGGCCCUAAAAGUAGGGAUAUGAGUAGCUUUAGCUCUGUGUCGUUCACGCAGCCUAUUAUCAAGGCAGAUUGAAAGGGAAAUUAGGGACUCUAGACUGUCAGAUUCAUCCCUAGCAGCCAAUUCAUCCUUGAUAUUAUCAUUUAAUCCAUGAUAAAAAGCUGCCCUCAGUGAAACCUCAUCCCACCCGCUUUCAGCUGCUAAAAUCCUAAACUCCAAGGCAUAUUGUGCCACAGAGGAUACCCCCUGUCUAACAAGCGCUGACCUGCCUCCUUUCCCUGCACAAGAUGAUCAAAAAUAUGUUUCAUUUCAGAAAAACAAAGAGGGAGUCAGAGUCACAAAUGGGUGAAUUACAAUUCCAAGCAGCUGAGGCCCAUUUGGAAGCUUUACCUGAAAGUAACCCCAUAAUAAAGGCUACACGAGAUCUAGCAAUGGCAUAGGUUAAUGACUGCUGUUCAAACACUAGGGAACAUUUUUAAAAAAAGGCCCCACACUCCCCAAGGUCUCCGGGAUAAUGUUGUGGGAUUGGGAUAUAUGGCUCUCUAGUCGACUGAGAGGGUGUGGAGACUUCAGGAGGAGAAUUUGAGGAGGUAGCAGGAGUAGAAGAGGGAGUUGGAGCUGAUAAUUGAGUGGAUACCUGGGUUAACUGUGUUCCAAGUUCAGCGACAUGUGUAGAGAGGUUGCAAAGAGUUUCCAUGAUGGUCUGCAGGGCUUGUUCAUGAUGGCCAACUAGCACACCUUGAGAGGCUAGGGCUUGUUGGAGAGCAUUUGGGUCUGCUGGGUCCAUGGGGCCAGAUUCUGAUAUUCUGUGGUGUAUGGUAAUAAUACUGGACCCAAGAGCAGACAGGACAACAGGCUGAUGACGGAGGAACGGGGUUCUUUAAUGAUUACAGGCAGUGGCAGGCAGAGUCUGAGUUCAGAUUGAGUUAUGGCAGAGUUGUGCUUCCAUAGGUGGUGAAGGGGUUUUAGCUGCAGGCUUGAUGCUGGACAGGCUGAAUCUUCUGGAUCUGAGGCAGAGGGAAAAACAGUUAGUUUUGCAGGAAAACAGGUCUCAGGGGAAAAACUCUGAGCAGAGCAGCCAGUUCACUACCAGGGAGUAGACUGAAUAAUCUGGCAGCGUGUGAAGGGAAAGCCAGGGUAUUUGAAGAGCUGCUAAUGAGAUGCAGGUGUGUGAUCUGGCCAGGUGUCUUGAUUGCAAAGGUGGGGGUGGAAGCAGAGGAGCAGGAGGCUGAGGAAUUCCAGCCAGGGCUGUGACAGACCAGCCCAAAAAGAGAAUCAAAUUUACUUCAUCACAUACAACUCUAUCUUUGUCUUUCCCCCCAUGAUUCAUGAUACUGGGAAGCGGAAGCAAGAUGGCGCCUGUGUUCCCUGUAUUCGUCAAGAUUGCUUUAUUUGUCAUUUACUUUUCCAUCUGCAAGCAGUCUCAGAAAAAUAAACAAAAUUAUGUUUCUCCCAGUUUGAGACAGGAAUUCAUAAAAGAAUAAAACAAUAAAACAAACAGUGCAGAAAGACCUCUACUAUAUCUAAAGCUGAAUAAUAAAACCUUGAACUAGUCAUUUAAAAAGUACCCCCAGUUCGUAUGCUAAGGAGAUUGGGGCUCAGAAAUCUGAUUGCCUGUGGAAAGAAGCAGUUCUUCAUUCUCUCCGUCUUGGCACCGAUACUCCUGUAUCUUCUGCCAGAUGGCAGAAGGGAGAUGAGGUUGUGAGAGGGCUGCGUUGUGUCUCUGAGGAUACCAGUGGCUCUCCUCAAACAGCGCUGCUGGUACAUGUCUGCCAGGGAUGGCAGCGUAGUGCCAAUGAUCGUCUCGGCUGUUCUCACAGUCCUGUGUAGCUGUUUUUUCUCCUCAGCUGUGCUGUUCCUGUACCAGGAGGUGAGACAGUAGGUGAGAAGGCUCUCAAUGGUACCCCUGGAAAACAUGGUCAGGGCUGAGAUGGAGAGGUCAGCUUUCUUCAGCUGACGGAGGGGGUAGAGACGCUGCUGAGCCUUUUUUGUGAUGGCAGUGGUGUUGCUGCUAGAGGCCAGAUUGUCUGUCAGCAGUACUCCCAGGAAUUCUGUGCUUGUUACCCUCUCCACAGCAGAGCCAUCAAUGUACAUUGGAUGGUGUGGUGACCUGGUGCUGGUCGUAAAGUCCACAAUCAUCUCGUUUGUCUUCUCCGUGUUCAGGGCGAGAUUGUGUGCUUUGCACCAUACUGCUAACUGCUCCACCUCCUCUCUGUAGGCAGCUUCCUUCUCAUCAGUGAUGAGGCCGACCACAGUCGUGUCAUCAGCAAACUUGAUAAUAUGGUUGCUUUUAAACCUGGCCGUGCAGUCGUGUGUGAGGAGAGUGACAAUAAAGGGCUAAGAACACAGCCCUAAGGAGAUCCUGUGUUAACUCCAACAGGUUUUGAGGAGAUGUUGCCAACUUUGACUGUUUGACUCCUCUGUGUCAGGAAGUCCAGGAUCCAAUUACAGGUGCCAGUAUCCACAUUCAAAUCCUUCAGCUUCUCCACCAGCUGCUGCGGUAUGAUGGUGUUGAAGGCAGAACUAAAGUCUAUGAAUAGGAUCCUGGCAUAGGUGUUUUUGUUUUCCAGAUGUGACAGAGUGAAGUGGAGCAUGGUGGAAAUAGCAUCCUCUGUAGACCGGUUAGGUCUGUAAGCAAACUGGUAUGGAUCCAGGUCGGCACUGAGGCCUGCUUUUAUGCAUUCCAUGACAAGCCUCUCGAAGCAUUUCAUAAUGACUGGAGUGAGGGCCACAGGACGAUAAUCGUUCAUGCAGGUUGGGCUGGGUUUUUUGGGUACAGGUAUGAUGGUGGCGCUCUUCCAACAGGCAGGUACUCUGGCUUGUAUAAGGGAGGUGUUGAAAAUGUCUGUGAAAACUUGCUCUGCACAGUCUUUCAGCACCCAUCCUGGUAGGUUGUCUGGUCCAGUGGCCUUUCGAGGGUUAAUGUUUGAAAAUACCCUCUUAUCCUCUGUGGUGGAUAGCUGGGGUACCUGAUCUGUGGAUGAAGAUGGAAAUCUCUGAGCCUCCCUGUCAUUUGUGGUCUCAAACCGUGUGUAGAAAGUAUUUAGGUUGUCAGGAAGAGAUGGGUAAGUGGGGACUGGCUGUGGAGCAGGCUUGUAGCUUGUAACCCCUGCCACAGCUGCCGAGAGUCUUUGUUGUCAUUAAAUUGACUUGCCAAGCUCUUCCCAUAUAGACCUUUUGCCUCUUUAAUGCCUCUAUCCAGGUCAUUUCUUGCCUUCCUAUUGGCCACUGGAUCACCAGAUCGAAAGGCAGCAUCCCUGGCCCUCAGUAGUAGGCGUGUGUUCCUGGUCAGCCAUGGUUUUUGGUAGGCACGUACUUUAAUCGUCUUUUUUACGGUCACAUCAUCCAUGCACUUGGUUAUAUAACCUGUCACAGACGCUGUAUAUUCCUGUAGAUCUGUGACGCCCUCACAUGUUGCUGCUUCUUUGAAAACGUCCCAUAGUGUGCAGUCAGAGCAUCCCUGCAAUGUGUCCUUAGCCCCUCAUGGCCAUAUUCUGAUCUCCUUUGUGACUGGAGGUUCCUGCUUCACCCUUGGCCUAUAGGUGGGCAUCAGCAUCACAGUCAGAUGGUCAGAACCUCCAAUAUGCGCAAGAGGGGUUGCUCUAUAAGCAUUUUUUAUGUUAGUGUACACCUUGUCCGAGGUGUUCGUCCCCCUUGUUGCACACUUAACAUGCUGAUAGAACUUUGGCAGGACAGAUUUUAAAUUUGCCUGGUUAAAAUCUCCCCCCACCAAAUAAAAAGCAUCAGGAUGGGCCAGUUGCAACUCACUGAUUGCACUGUACAACUUACUCAUCGCAUCCUUCACAUUUGCACUGGGGGGCACAUAAACAGCAACAAUAAAAGCAGCCGUCAACUCUCAUGGCAUGUAAAAGGGGCGGCAUUUUAAAAUCAAGUAUUCCACAUUUUGAUCGCAGAAUGAAACGAUCUCCAUGACGUCAUGACACCAGGCUUUGUUGGUGUACACAGCCACGCCUUCUCCUGUUCCUUUCCCUGUGGAUGCAGCUGAUCUAUCUGUUAUGUACAGUGUCAGUCCUGUCAACUCAACAGCAGCGUCUGUGAUGUUAUCUGUCAGAAACGUCUCCAUAAAAAUGCAGCAGUCUCUCAUUCUUCAAUGAGACGUUCUCCACAGGCUGAUCUCAUCCACUUUUCCUCUCAGGGCGCGUAUGUUCGCUAACACAAGCAUCCAGAUGGAAGGUUUGGUAGGGUUAGCCUUUAGCCUCACAUUGGCUCCUCCGCGCUUCCCUCUCUUCCUUGCCCUGUCACACCGCUUGCGAGUCCGCCUCACAGUGCCUGCAGACGAGGCUGCAGACGAGGCUGCAGACGAGGCUGCUGUCUCGGCGGCGUUAGUGUGGUCCGUUGUGGUCCAUUGGUGUAGGUGUAACAGACCGAGUAUGCUCAGCAGCUCUUUAGUUCAUUUAGAACUAUCGGUUGGUGGUUACCACACUGUUUUCUAAUGUCUAAUAAGAACUGCCGACUGUAGCUAAACAUGGCCUGAACUGUCAAGUUGUCUGAUCCUCUAUUUCACACUGUUUGUCUGUCUCCAUGAGGAGUGGCCGCAGCAAGCGUCGGUCACGCCGCCAUGCUUGAUGGGUGCGUUGUCCUCCCUCCAGCCAGUGGAGCCUUUCGACGGGAAGAAGCCGGUCCCCGCCAGCUGCGCAUUCUGCCCCGUGCCUGAUCCAGCGCUUUGA